UCGUCAUACGGAAUCUCAGUCAUACACAUCAAUUCCAUUUUAGAUGAGCAUUAAUUUGGUAUAUAAUACAUUUUUAUAUCAUCUGUAGUUUCAGCUCUACCCCCCUGGAAAAAUAUUAUUUCCAACCGUGUAGAAGGAAUCUACUACAACUAAUAUUUUGUUUUUUAGAAAGGAGUUUGCACCAGUUUAUAAGAAUGAUGAGGAAGUAACCAGAAAACCAACUGGAAAUUUGUUGGCGAAACGUUUUAAAUGGGAUGACGUGAACAAAAAGCAAGAAGACGUUCGAUAUAGUCCAGUGAUUGGGAAUAAUAACCAGCAGCAGCAGAACUUUGAACAUUCACAAAUACACGAACAGAUGCAGUACAAUCAACAACAAAUGGAACAAGUUUAUAAUUUUGAUGAUAGUAGAAAUACCACCGACACGAAAAUGAAAAAGAUCGACAUUCAUACACAUAUUUUACCAUCAAGUUUAACUGGUCAUCGUAAGCAAUUUGGCUAUAACGGUUGGCUGGAACUUAUUCAUCGUUCUGAUGGUAAAGUAGAUAUGAUAAAAGAUGGCGAAUUAUUUCGUGUUGUUGAGCCAAAUUGUUUUAAUGUUGAUGUACGUUUGAAAGAAAUGGAUGAAAACCAUAUACAAAUGCAAGUUCUAUCAACUGUACCAGUUCUCUUUAGCUAUUGGGCAAAAGGUGAAGACGCACUCGUUUUAUCUGAAGAACUAAAUAAUCAUAUUGCUGAUGUAUGUCGAACAAAUCCAGAACGUUUUAUUGGACUAGGAACAGUGCCAUUGCAAUCGCCAGAACUAGCUGUUAGAGAACUGCGUCGAUGUGUAGAACAAUUGGGAUUAAAAGGGGUUCAAAUUGGUUCACAUGUGAACGACUGGAAUUUAGACAAUGAACAAUUAGAUCCAUUUUGGAAAGAAGUUGAACAACUUGAUUGUUGUGUAUUUGUUCAUCCAUGGGACAUGGAUAUGAGCUCUCAAAGACAUCGAGAUUAUUGGUUGCCGUGGUUGUGUGCUAUGCCAUUUGAGACAACAUCAGCAAUUUGUUCAAUAUUAAUGGGUGGAAUAUUGGAAAAAUACCCAAAACUUCGACUCGUAUUUGCCCAUGGAGGUGGACAAUUCCCAUUUACCAUCGGACGAAUCGACCAUGGUCAUCAGUGUCGGCCUGAUUUAUGUGCAAAAAAAAAUUCAAAAACACCUUCAUCUUACAUUGGAAAGCUUUAUGUCGACUCAUUAGCACACGAUAAACGCGCAUUAAAAUAUCUCGUCGAUAUCAUGGGUAAUGAAUGUGUGAUGUUAGGAAGUGAUUAUCCUUUUCCGCUAGGCGAAGACCGGCCAGGACAAUUGAUUGUAGAAACUUUUGAAAAUGAUGAAACAUUGAAAGAAAAACUGUUGUAUAAAAACGCACAACGGUUUUUCAAACUGUAAAUGUUAUGAUUCUUUUUUGAAAAAUGACGAGUUUCAUUUUCACAAACAUUACUCAGCGCAGUCUCUUAGUAUUUUUGAUGCCAUUUUCGAGUAUUAUGGUGAAUACGGAUGUUUCAAUAAAGAACUUAUCACUGUAGUGAGUCAUGGGCCAACAAUCUCUAGCCAGCAUUUACUAUCCAUCAAAUCGCCAAAUGUCGGCUGAAUAUGAAAUGUAUCAUAUGCUGUCUGUAACGAGCUACGAUCAAAACUUCUAGCAUACGUGUUGAUUGUUGAAUGUGGUGCUACUACUUCAUUAAUCUGCUGAAUGUCACGCAUUCUUUAAUUAUCUAAAAGAACCAAAAUACAACAUAUAUAUAUAUAAAACUUUGGGAGCUAAAGUGAAAUACUGUAUAGGUCAGAGAAUGGUGAGGGACUACGUGAAAGAAUACCUUAAACAAAGAUUUUAACGGACAAAUGAUUAGAGUUUAAGAGGAAAACAAAAAAUGACAAACAGGGACAAAUACACUUAUUACACCCCCCUCAUAUAUCGACUAUUUCAGUUUAAAUAGCCUCUGCGGAGUUCACUGAGUGCAUUCUUAACAGUCUCUGAUCGAUAGAUCAAGGCAUAUAUGAAU
Didymodactylos carnosus is the source of this 2040-nucleotide messenger RNA. NCBI's taxonomy places the organism in Eukaryota, Metazoa, Rotifera, Eurotatoria, Philodinida, Philodinidae. The record is from the annotation of a GenBank genome assembly.